CUGAAGCAUAAACCUACACGACAUACCUAACAAAAAAGUAUCGAGUGUAAUAUUUAAAGUAUCGAGUAUCAAAUGGGUUCUGAUUGAAAUUAUGCAUCACAAGUUAUAAGUUGGCCACUUGUGUUGAGGAUUACAAUUUUCCAACAAAUAUUCAGAUAAAUAGGUGAAACAGUAUAAAUAUAUUUUAUACUUGUUAUUCCAAUAUUAAGAUAGGCUUUCUUAGAUUCUUCAAGUAUGAUGCUUUUUAUGUUAUUGUUCAGUCGUCAAGGAAAACUACGAUUGCAGAAAUGGUACAUGGCUUAUCCAGACAAAGUAAAGAAGAAAAUAACUAGGGAAUUGGUAACUACGAUCCUUGCUCGCAAACCCAAGAUGUGCUCUUUCCUAGAGUGGAAAGAUUGCAAAAUCGUUUAUAAGCGAUAUGCGAGUUUAUAUUUUUGUUGUGCUAUUGAGCAGAAUGAUAAUGAAUUGUUAACUCUCGAAAUUAUUCAUCGUUAUGUCGAAUUAUUGGAUAAAUAUUUUGGAAGUGUUUGCGAAUUGGAUAUAAUUUUUAAUUUUGAGAAAGCAUACUUUAUCUUGGAUGAAUUGUUAAUUGGUGGAGAAAUACAGGAGACUUCCAAAAAAAAUGUGCUCAAAGCAAUUGCAUCCCAGGAUUUACUACAAGAGGAUUUCAAUGAGUAUUUAAAUUGAUUUAAUAUACUUAUUCUACUUAUUACAAAAUACUUACUUAUGCACAUUAAUUUUUAAUGUUACUAUGUACAUAACAUACUAACCUUCGUUGGGUUUAAUACAUUAAGUACCAAAGCAACUGGUUUGGUUAAAGUUGAGUUGUUAAUUUGUAAAUCUUACAUUUUAUAAUUUACAUAAAUAAUGUACAUAAAUAUAUACAAAGGAUCACACGAAUAAAUAAAAAUUAAACUAUUAUACAACUAUAAAUUAAUAUCAAUACCAAAUCGUCUAUUCGACGACAGCCAGUUCUACAUUGCCGGAAUUGUGCCGGAUUUUAUGAUGACAGGCUUUUUUUUUUAGCGAUCUAAUCCUUCUAGAUCGGUAAGUAAAAAUAUAAUAUACAUAUAUAUAACGUGGUUGCUCUUUAAACUCUUGAUCCAUACCGGAAUUAAGUCCGAGACAGAUUCGGAGAAAUAUUUCUGCUCAUUCACCUUUAGUGUUAAACGGAGCAACGGAACGGUCUCUAGAAGUUCAUCCAGGAAUAAGAUAAUUAGGACCUACUGACCCGUCACAUACGUUCCUAACCAACCACUGUAAAUGGUGUUGUCAACCAACACUCGAGUGAGACAACUAUUCCAGCAGGUAUUGUAACAGACAAUGCGAUCUAUACAUUAAAGCUUAAUCUCUGAAGUAUUACGUUCGUAGCAAGACAUAUGCGAGACCUUUACUUCAGUUUUGCCUGUCUGCUUAAUGUAUGGCUCUCUCUCUUCGCGAUAUAAUAAUAACUAGUUCCGACAUGAUAAGUUUAAAAGGCAUACUACUACUAGAGCUCUUACUUUUAUAAACGCUUAGAAAACUAGUAGGCGAAAAAACAAACAAAACCUAUUUCUAAGAGAACUAUUCUUACAAUUGUCUUGUCAGACCAAUAUCUUGCUUUAUGAAUACGGAAUACAAUAAAUGUCUACUUAUGCAAUCGA
Molecule: messenger RNA, 1643 nt
Organism: Bactrocera oleae (olive fruit fly)
Lineage: Eukaryota; Metazoa; Arthropoda; Insecta; Diptera; Tephritidae
Gene: AP-1sigma
Product: AP-1 complex subunit sigma-2
Biological process (GO): vesicle-mediated transport; intracellular protein transport
Cellular component (GO): membrane coat; intracellular membrane-bounded organelle; AP-1 adaptor complex
Molecular function (GO): clathrin-cargo adaptor activity
Source: RefSeq, a predicted model, not a curated record